Molecule: messenger RNA, 303 nt
Organism: Hylaeus volcanicus
Lineage: Eukaryota; Metazoa; Arthropoda; Insecta; Hymenoptera; Colletidae
Product: dynein light chain Tctex-type 1-like
Exons: 2
Coding region: 1-303 (100 amino acids)
Biological process (GO): microtubule-based movement
Cellular component (GO): cytoplasmic dynein complex; cytoplasm
Molecular function (GO): dynein intermediate chain binding
Source: RefSeq, a predicted model, not a curated record
AUGCCUGUCAAAGAGUCAUUAACCAUAUCGAAACCGCAACCUUUUUCAACUUUUAACGAUCGUGUGAAACAAUACGUCACAACAAGUGUUGAGAACGUUUUAGGAGCUGCUAAUUACGAUGCAGCCGAAGUUCCCACAUGGGUCGAUACCAUCACAGCAAUUGUCAUGUUACAGCGUACUAAUACAGGAUUUCAUCUUUUUAGUACUUGUUUCUGGGAUCAGUCGUCUGACGGAACUGUAACGGUUCAAUGGGAAAAUAAGUCAAUGCAUUGCGUUGUUACCGUCUAUGGUAUCGCUGUAUAA